Aedes albopictus (Asian tiger mosquito) is the source of this 5320-nucleotide messenger RNA. RefSeq lists its product as uncharacterized. The record is from RefSeq and is a predicted model, not a curated record. Gene Ontology annotation, molecular function: oxidoreductase activity. The transcript is spliced from 10 exons. Lineage: Eukaryota; Metazoa; Arthropoda; Insecta; Diptera; Culicidae. The coding region runs from base 1090 to 5211 and encodes 1373 amino acids.
CUGCAAAUACGCGCUGCGAUAAUCGUAAAACAUGCAAAAUUCCGAUUUUACCGAUCAAUCGCAAGAUAAAAAAAAAACACGCUUUAUUUUCGUAAUACUCACUCCCAUAGCAAUGAACCACGACGCGACAAAGAGUCCUUUUAAACCAUCUGUAGAACCGUCUCACUUUUGUGGUCAAAAGGCUGUACAGACGAGGAAAUGAUAUAUCAAUUUUUCAAAUUUUGUUCUGUCAACCAGUUAUUAAAGAGAGAUUUUAGGCUGGAUAAGUGACCAAAGCAAUUAUUCACAUGAAAAAGUGCUUCUGUGAAUUAUUGCCACGAAACAGUCCUAAUCAUUAAUCUUCAAUUCCACUUCAACUCAAACUAGGCGAUGACCACAAAAAGGGAAUUUUAUCGCACCGCAAACCCACAUUCGCGUGACACAUAUAAUAUCAAUGCAUCUGGGCAACGAUGACGACGAGUGCUCUUGCUUUAAUUUAUCUCGGUUUCCAGAAUUCAAUUCGAUAGAACAGAACGCACAAACCGUCGUCGGCGUCGUGUCGAUCUGACCAAGCUCUCCAGUAGUGUCCGAGCGCAGUGUGGGUCAAGAGCUCCGAAAAGCCACAUACUCGAUAGCGCCCAUCGAGGACCAGACUGUGUGUGAAUGUGUCUUAUAUUUGGUAUCAUGUGAUAACAACAGAGAGCAAUGGCGCUCGGUCGGAUUGUGGCAAUACAAAUUCAAGUUGCAAGUUAAUACCUACAAUGAUGCUGCAAGAGAACUGAGAGGGAUUGAAGUGACUCUCGCAGGAGAAACAGUGUUUUCGUUUUGCAUCGUGCAGUUGCGGUUAAAAUUUGUGCAAUGGGGGGCUCCCGAAAAUAGUGCAUGGUUAAGAUUGCAAAUUGAGCAAACGUAUGCAUUACUGCAGUUGAAAGAUAAGACCACGAGUUCACAAAUUUAUAUGGCUGACUAAAAAUAUAACAACACGUAUUGAUGAGAAGAAAACACAAUAACUGGGUAUAAAAGCUAGGUCAAUUCAAUCUGGAAGUUAUACAUCGACAGUUCGGGAAAGUAGCAGCACUCAAACGUCCACAGCGUUCUUAUUGAGCAACAAUGGCGUCAGGAAGUCAAAAACUACUUGCACUGCUGCAACGGCCAUUGGAGCCCACCUUCUAUCCGAAGGAUGAUGGCAAGACGCUGAUCGAUCUACCUGAAAACUACCUCACCGACCGUUAUCGUCCGAUUGGCGAGAACCUCCAGAGCAGAUUCAGUAACGACGCCGACACCCGAAUUCCGGUACGCAAUGUUGGAACUCCAAAUAUCGCCUUCGCAGAGGCCAUACCACGGCGAGGAGGAUUUUCUCUAUUCAACGAAAAACAUCGGAAAAUUGCGGGCGAUUUGAUUGCGCUGUUCCUGAGACAACCAGAUGUCGAUACGCUGAUGGCUGUGGGUUCGUAUGCACGUGAUCGCCUAAACCCGAUGCUGUUCCAGUAUGCAUUGUCCGUGGCCAUCCAGAACAGACCAGACACGAGGGACGUCAACAUUCCAUCGCUGCUGCAGUUGUUCCCAGACUCAUUCGUAGAUCCCACAACAUUCCCCAGGGCUCGGGAAGAAGGCUCGGUGGUUCAACAGGCGGAACGAAUGAUCGUAAAUAUUGAAAUGAACUUCACCGCUUCGGAUCGUGAAGAGGAACAGCGGUUGGCAUUCUUCCGUGAGGAUAUUGGUGUGAAUCUGCACCAUUGGCACUGGCAUUUGGUGUAUCCAGGAGAUGGACCCGAUCAGGUUGUCCGAAAGGAUCGUCGCGGCGAGUUGUUUUACUACAUGCACCAACAGCUGAUUGCUCGUUACAAUGUGGAACGUUUUUGUGCUCGCUUGGGCCGAGUUCGACCGUUGACUAAUCUACGAGUUCCAAUUCCCGAGGGCUAUUUCCCAAAGAUCAUCAGAAGUGUUAACAAUCGUGCUUUUCCACCUCGUCCUCAAAACCAGGUUUUGACCGAUGUCAACAGAGUUGACGAUGAUGUGAUUUUCACAGUUACAGAUUUGGAAAAUUGGGAAAAACGUAUUUCAGAUAGUAUCGAUGCUGGCUUUGUAAUGGGGGCGAAUGGUCAACGGAUUCCACUAACGGAAGAAACCGGAACCGAUAUUCUUGGAAACAUUAUGGAACCUUCCUCGCUUUCGGUCAACCGUCAGUACUACGGAAGUUAUCACGGAAAUUUGCACAACAUUAUUGCAUACAGCCAUGAUCCUGAAGGUCGUUUCUUGGAAGGAUACGGAGUGGUUGGAGAGUUCCAAACAGCCAUGAGAGAUCCAACGUUCUACCGUCUGCACGCUCAAGUCGAUAACAUGUUCCAUCGCCACAAAAACACCCUGCAACCUUAUCCAGCCAACCAACUCAACUACAAUGGUGUUCAAAUUCAGUCAUUUGGUGUUCAGCUGAACCGUGCUAACGCUCCGCCAAAUGUACUUCUGACAUACUGGCAACGCUCGCAAAUUGAUUUAGCCACCGGAAUGGACUUCGGCCCCCAAGGAAAUGUGUUUGCAGCGUUUACCCAUCUGCAGCACGCGCCAUUCACUUUCCGUUUGACGGUCAACAAUACUGGAGCUAGACGUCGUGGAACUUGCCGAAUCUUCCUUGGUCCGAAGACUGACGAGCGCAACAUAGCCCUCACUUUCCAGGAACAACGCAUUCUCAUGAUUGAAUUGGACAAGUGGACUGUUACAUUGCAACCUGGAGCCAACACGAUCGUCCGUCGUUCGGAACAAUCCAGCGUUACCAUUCCAUACGAACGAACAUUCCGUUCGGCGGCUCCAUCCAAUCAAUCCGGCACCGAAGUAUACCGCUUCUGCAACUGUGGAUGGCCAUCUCAUCUGUUGAUCCCUAAGGGCACUCCAGAGGGAAUGCCCUUCGAUCUGUUUGCGAUGGUUUCGGACUACACGGGCGAUACGGUCAACCAGGAGUUUGAUGAAAACGUCGACUGCAACGAUUCGCACUCGUUCUGUGGCCUUCGAGAUCGUCUGUACCCGGAUCGUCGUCCAAUGGGUUAUCCGUUCGAUCGCCGUGCUCCAAAUGCUAUUCGUACCUUGCAGGACUUCACUCGUCCGAACAGCAACAUGGCUCUUGCGAACGUGCAGGUCCGUUUCACUAACACUGUUAUAGCCCGAAAAUCGCUCAACAUGACCGACUAUAGAACUGGAUUCCUGUGCCUGAUGAGCCGCCCUCGGGAACCUCUGUUCUAUCCCAAAUAUGGAGGUCAAACGUUCAUGGUUCUUCCGGAGCAUUUCUACACCGAUCGCUACCGACCACUCGCUCCAAUGAUUCACGAGCGCUUUGGAUCUACUGCUCCGAAUCAUGUGGUGGUACAACCGAUUGAUCCUCCGGAUUUCACCUAUGCCAUGGAAAUUCCCCGCAAUGGCAACUACAACCAGUUCAGCCCGAAACAUCGGAACAUCGCCGGCAAGUUGAUACAGGACUUCAUGAACGCUCCGGAUCCCGAGGUCUUGCUCUCGAUGGCAUCGUAUGCGAGAGACCGACUGAACCCGUUGAUGUUCCAAUAUGCGUUGACGAUCUCGCUGCUCCAUAGGAAAGAUACUCAGGAUGUCCCUGUUCUUUCGCUACUGGAAACGUUCCCAAAGCGAUUCGUCGAUCCUCUACUGUUUCCGCAGUUGGAGGAAGAAGGGUUCGUGGUCGAUCAACCGCAGCGAGUGGCCAUCGAAAUUCCCAUGGUGUACACCGCAUCUGAAGAAUUGGAGGAGCAACGGUUGGCCUAUUUCCGGGAAGACAUUGGAAUCAAUCUGCACCAUUGGCACUGGCACGUCAUCUACCCAAUGGAGGGCCCACUAGAAAUCGUUCGCAAGGAUCGACGCGGUGAACUAUUCUACUACAUGCAUCGUCAGAUAUUGGUGCGUUACAUCGCGGAACGGUUCUGCCAUUUGAUGCCGGCUCCAACGUCACUCGAUAAUCUGCGAGAACCGAUUCCGGAGGCGUAUUACCCAAAGAUAUUGAACAGCGCUUUGAACAGAACAUACUCGGGUAGACACGAGAAUGCCGUUAUGACUCACGUGAAUAGACCAGAAGAUGAGGAUUCGGUGGCAACCGUAUUGGAAAUUGAAAACUGGAUUACCCGAUUCAAAGAUGCCGUCGCUCAUGGAUACGUUGUUGGGGAGGAUGGAGCUCGCGUUCAUCUAGAAGAUUCAACCGGUAUCGAUAUUCUGGGCAAUGUAAUGGAGAAUUCCCUUCUGUCACCUAAUAUCCCACACUAUGGAAACAUUCACUCGAUGCUACAUUCACUGAUCGGGUUUGUCCACGACCCGGAUAAUAAAUACCUCGAAGGAGUUGGAGUAAUUGGUGACAUUGCAACAUCCAUACGCGACCCCAUCUUUUAUCGAUUGCAUACCUUUGUGGACGAUCUAUUUGAAGACUACAAGAAGAAACUGGCCCCAUACACAACCAAAGAGCUUGGCUACCCAGGAGUAACGAUUGAGGAUGUUUCUGUACAAGACGUCAAUGGGAAAGCCGCAGUGAAUCGUUUGCUAACUUUCUGGCAACGAUCGCAAGUGGAUCUUGGAGUUGGCCUGGAUUUUGGACCUUCCGGGCAUGUGCUGGCUACUUUCACACACUUGCAGCAUGCUCCGUUUGUCUACCGGAUCAACGUGAUGAACGAUGCCCAACGGGUCCGCCGAGGAACCGUUAGAAUCUUCUUGGCUCCAAUCUACGACGGGUCCGGAAAACCUCUACCAUUCAAUCAACAACGGCGUAACGUCAUUGAAUUAGAUAAGUUUACAGUAACUUUGACACCCGGCAUGAACAACAUUAUUCGACGGUCGGAGGAAUCUAGUGUUACGAUUCCCUUCGAGAGAACUUUCCGCCGACAGGACAUCUCUACAAUGCCAGGCACUGAAAGCUAUCGGUUCUGCAACUGCGGAUGGCCCGACCACAUGCUCAUUCCACAAGGAUCGCCUCAUGGACUUCCUUACGACUUGUUUGUCAUGGUAUCCGACUACAAACAGGAUACUGUCAACGUUGAUUUCGAUGAAAACCUGGAUUGCAACGAUUCGCACUCGUACUGCGGCCUGCGGGAUAAAUUCUAUCCGGAUCGACGUGCUAUGGGCUUCCCGUUCGAUAGGACCGUACCGAAGGAAAUCACCCACAUGGAUGCCUUUGCGAGCUCCUUUUCCAACAUGAACCGGACGGUCGUUGAAAUUCGGUUCACCAACACUACCAUUUCCAAGGUUUGAUAGUGCGGAUUGGAUCAACGCUGGACAUAUUGUGUUACGACAAAUGUGGCAUGUUUCUUGGUUUACGAUUUUUGGAAAGAAUAAAAAAAUAUUUCAAGCAAAUACUCUG